Molecule: messenger RNA, 1784 nt
Organism: Suillus subaureus
Lineage: Eukaryota; Fungi; Basidiomycota; Agaricomycetes; Boletales; Suillaceae
Product: guanine nucleotide binding protein, alpha subunit
Exons: 10
Coding region: 375-1424 (349 amino acids)
Biological process (GO): G protein-coupled receptor signaling pathway
Cellular component (GO): heterotrimeric G-protein complex
Molecular function (GO): G-protein beta/gamma-subunit complex binding; G protein-coupled receptor binding; GTPase activity
Source: RefSeq, a predicted model, not a curated record
UUGAAGUUUGAAAGAAGACGCAAGACGUUAGCCGAGAUAGGAUCUUUCCCCCGGUCCGCGCUCACCACCACCCCUUCAAGCUUCACUCAGUCUCAGGUAGACUGCACCCUGGUCUGCGCUUGCCUUUUUUUCGCAACACGACAUUGUCUCUCCCUGCGCUGGAAUCCGAAACACGCCAAUCACUAGCACUGCCAGCGUGUUGACACUUGUUACUGGUUCACUCCUCUGGAGCAUCAUAUUCAGCUCUCCUCCCACUCACACAGCUAUCAGCGCCUCAUUCGUCAUUCAAACCAUUCCUCAGCCGUAGGACUUCACUGUUGGAUUCGUAGCCCUACUAGGGCCCUCCAUUCGUUUCUGCUCCAGACUAAGAAAUCAUGGGUGCAUGCAUGUCAACAGGGGGGAUGGUGGAUGUCUCGGAUGAUGAUAAGCGGAGGCAUAGAGAAGCAGAGAAAUAUCUCAAGGAGGCCAGGGCCAAGAUGACUUCCCAGGUCAAAGUUCUUCUCCUAGGGUCUGGCGACUCAGGAAAAUCGACAGUUCUUAAGCAAAUGCGACUGAUCCAUCGGGUACCAUUCUCAGCAGCAGAAAUUGAGACUUAUCGUCAACUAGUGUUCAACAACCUAACGACGGGCAUGAAUUACGUGUUUGAGGCUAUGGAGGACAUGGAGCUCGAAAUUGCGGAGGAGAACCUACCACACGUGGAACUCAUUCAGAAUGCCAGGGAUAUCCGUGAACAAGAGCCUUUUCCUAUGUCAUACUAUGAGCCCUUGAGAGAUCUUUGGGCUGACGGCGGGGUCCAACAGGCAUAUAGCAGAGGGAACGAGGCUGCUCUUCCUGAAAACUUGUCAUACUUUUUCUCCUCGCUGGACAGAUUAUUCGACCCAUCAUAUCACCCAUCCGAACAAGAUAUCGUCCAGUGCCGAGCUCGCACUAUCGGAAUAACCGAGACAACUUUCCAUCUCAAAGACCACGAAAUGCUUAUGGUCGACGUCGGUGGUCAGAAGAGCGAGCGGAGAAAAUGGAUUCAUUGUUUCCAGGAUGUCACCAGCAUUCUAUUUCUGGUCAGUCUAAGUGGGUAUGACCAAUGCCUUGUCGAAGAUCGGGAUGCGAACCAAAUGCAAGACGCUAUGACAAUAUGGGACUCGAUAUGCCAUUCGCAAUGGUUCAAGCAGACAUCGAUAAUUCUCUUUCUGAACAAGGAUGACCUCUUCCAAAAGAAGAUCCUCAACUCUAACAUUAAAAAUUUCUUCCCGGAUUACGAGGGUGAAGCAGGGGAUGCAAAAGCUGGACGAGAUUACUUCCGGCGACGUUUCACGCGGCUCGCUCACAAAGCUGGACGUUCUAAAGAACGCGAAAUCUACAUCCAUGUAACAACUGCAACUGAUACGGAAAUGUUGAGAGUAGUGAUGGCCGCUGUCGAAGAGUAAGUUCCUCCUUCUAUUGAUCCUUCCCUACCCGCCAGUGAUGUCGUCCAACCGUACGCUCAUCCAUUUCCCACCAUUCUUCCCUUUUCUCUCAUAGCAUCGUUCUUCGAUCCAAUCUCCAAAUCGCGGCGCUAAUUUGAUGUUUCUUUUUUUGCUCUUCAUCUUAUGAUUUAUCCAUGUGAUCAUCAACGUUCGCAUCUCGCUAUCGUGCUCCAAAACAUAUUGCUAUCGCCGGGACACAAUCUUGCAUACUCAACGUUAAUUUUCCUCUACAAUCUUACCGUUGCAACCAAUCUCUCCUCUAUCUGCUGGUCAAUCACGUUAUCGUCCGAUUCUGUGGGCUUCUUUUACGUUGUUCGAAAA